Chlorocebus sabaeus (green monkey) is the source of this 2197-nucleotide messenger RNA. The record is from RefSeq and is a predicted model, not a curated record. NCBI's taxonomy places the organism in Eukaryota, Metazoa, Chordata, Mammalia, Primates, Cercopithecidae.
UUUCCGUCAAUCCGGUAGCUUCGCGCCUGCUCACGAACUUGCCUGCCUGGCAGGCGCACCCAGCCCCUCCUUCCAUUCCGUCUUCCGCCUCCGCAGCCUCUGCCAGCCGGCACUGCGCAUGCUUUCUGACGCCCACUUUGGUCCAGCGUGGGAGGAGGGGAUGGAAAUGAGGUUGGGCCGAGCAGCUCGCGCGCGCUCCCUUCCCUGCCCUCCCCCGACGCCUGACGCGCGCCGGGCGGUGCAGCUUCGCUGGUCCGAGGGCAGUGCAGCAGCAGCGGCAGCGGCUGCGGCCGUGGCCGCGGCGGGAGGAGCCCGAAGCCCCGCCCCCGGGGAGGGGCCGUCCUGCAGGUCCCCCCUCUAUCCUCCACGGCCCCAUCCAAGCCAGGGAUGAAAUUUAACGGCAAGAAGGACGCAGUUGACGCGGCGUCAAUGAACUAAGUCAAAAGCCGGGCCCUCCAACCCUAUGCCCAUCAGGCUGGUAAUCACCGCCGUCACCCCCCACCCCGCGCCCUGCCCCUAGGUUCCUGUGCCAGCAAGAUGCUGGAGCGAGGCGCGGAGUCCGCGGCCGGGGCCACCGAUCCUAGUCCCACUGGCAAGGAACCGGUAACCAAAGGUGAGAGUGGCCCCGCCUAUGAGUAGGGAGCAUUCUCCAGGAAUAGGGGCCAAGAUAAUCACAUUCUGGGGGAAUCUCAGGGUGAAAGUUUGAGGGCCCCAGGGUGAUGACUAUCUGGGAUCCCCAAAAAUGGCCACGUUCUGGGAAAUCCUCCCAUUUGGCUCAGAGAGAGCCUCAGUAACCAUUUGCUAGGGCUCAGGAAAUUACAGAAGGGACGGGGCAGGGAUGACAUGCGGGAUGUCAGGGUGAUCACUGGGAAGACACUAGAAACGGAUAUGUUGGUAGCUUUGAGGAAGCCUUAGGAGCUUUGGGAUCCAGGAAAGUAACCCUUUGGAGUCCCUCAGAAUGACGCCUGGGGGGAGGGGGAGCAGAAACAUGCAAUUUGGGGAGUCUCAAUAUGAUACUUGAGGUGCCCAGGUACACUUGGAGGAGCCCCUCGAAUAUCAAAGUUGUGGCGGAGUCUGGCCUAGGCCCAGGGCGUUGGCUGCUUCCUGGAGCCCACCAGCCCUCCUGUCCCCCAGCUCCCCACCAGGGCCCACUGCAGAAGCCCAGCCAGUCAGCUCCAGGGCCCACCGCGUCCGCGAGCGCGCCUCCCAGGCCUCGCCGGCGGCCCCCGCCCCAGCGCCCGCACCGCUGUCCCGACUGUGACAAGGCCUUCUCGUACCCAUCCAAGCUGGCCACGCACCGCUUAGCACACGGCGGCGCCCGACCCCACCCAUGCCCAGACUGCCCCAAGGCCUUCUCCUACCCCUCCAAGCUGGCAGCCCACCGCCUCACGCACAGCGGCGCCCGCCCGCACCCGUGCCCACACUGCCCGAAGGCCUUUGGCCACCGCUCCAAGCUGGCGGCUCACCUCUGGACCCACGCACCCACCCGCCCCUACCCGUGCCCCGACUGCCCCAAGUCCUUCUGCUACCCUUCCAAGCUGGCGGCCCACCGCCACACGCACCACGCCACCGAUGCCCGCCCCUAUCCUUGCCCGCAUUGCCCCAAGGCUUUCUCAUUUCCCUCCAAGCUGGCUGCCCAUCGCCUAUGUCACGACCCCCCAACCGCACCCGGCAGCCAGGCGACGGCCCGGCAUCGAUGCUCCAGCUGCGGCCAGGCCUUUGGCCAGAGACGCUUACUGCUCCUUCAUCAACGCAGCCACCACCAGGUGGAGCACAAAGGGGAGAGAGACUGAGCCCUCCCUUGGCUCACUGUCCCCCUCUGCCGCCAGCCCUCGCCAGUAAGAGGUGGGAUUUCUAAAACCGACCGUAUGAGCUCCCUCUUCCAGAUAGCUGGCAGAAGGCAAGGCAAGGGAUUGGCCAUUUAUACUGGGCUCGAACUCAGAAGCCCGAGGAACUCUUUGCUCCCCUGCUUUGGGGAGAUCUCAAACCAUGGACGUGGAGCUGUGCUUUGACAGCCCUGGCUCUGCUUCUCCCCACACACUUACAUGGCAAAGGUAAAAAGUCUGCUACUAUCGUGGGUUGAUGAGGAUUGUGGGCAAACAGGCUCUCUUGUUGUUAAAAGUUUAAAUUGUUGUCUCCACUUUGGCCAUAUGACUGUAUCUAAGAAACUGAAAAUACAUGCUUGUCUCAACUCUUC